UUUUGCGCAUCUUGGUGACCUCAAGUUUUAUAUAGUUUUUUUCUAGAGGAGUUUUCUAAAUCAAUAAGUAUAAUAUUUGGUGUCAAUAUGUCUUAUAAAAUAUAUUCUAAAACGAAUUGUUACGUUCUGGGCAAAAGUUACGUGGGAAAUACUUUCUUUGGUGGCACUAAUCAAGUGGGAAAGGCCAUACAUAUAUCGACAAAUUUGCGAUUCCCGUUAGCAGCUGCCCUAAAGCUGCCGACUAAUGUGGUCGACAUCAAUGCGGCUGAAAUGGGCCGCUUUUCUCCACUGAGGGAACGAGACCUAUCCGGUCCUGUAAUUAAUGCCUAUGACAAGAAACAGGAUUUCUCGCAAAUUGAUAUAACAAGCCAACCCGACCCUCACAUCAACAAGUAUGAUUGUCGUGGAGCUGUUAAUCUUUGCUCUUCAAUGCAGAGCAAUGUGCCGAGCCCCUUCAGUGGGAACCACACGCACUUGAACAUGCCGGGCUCUCAGUGGGGACAGGGCUACAAAUACUUAUCAGAUCAUCUCCAUAGUGCUCAUUAUCUCACAUUAAGGAAUGAGUACAGGGACAAAGCCUUGAACUCAGCUGUAAUACUGGGAAGAAGAAACAUGAGUACCAUUCCAAAUCCCCCAAUGAGUGCCAAAGAAAAGUUGAAAAAAGCUGUCAAAGAAUAUGGUUCCACUGUGAUAGUGUUUCAUAUCACAAUCUCACUAAUGUCAUUGGGGGGAUGUUAUCUCCUAGUAUCUAGCGGCGUGGAUCUAGUUGCAGUCCUGCAGAAGCUGAAUAUUGGAGAGGGAACUGUUUCAAAAUUGGUAUCAUCAAAUGCUGGAACUUUCGUAAUAGCCUACGCUGUUCACAAAGUGUUUGCUCCAGUGAGGAUGGCAAUCACGUUAACAGCCACACCAUUUAUUGUGAAAUAUUUAAGGAGUAUAGGUAUAAUAAAAAGGCAACUAAAUUCUGGUGGUGGGAAGUAAUAAGGUAUCUAGUAUAAGAAAAUGUAGCAUUUUAAUGUUGGUAUUAAAUGGUAUUAUAUAAUAAGACACUCUUAAACUCAAGAUAAUUCUAGAGUAUGACUCAGAAUCAAUAUGUUAUUGUGAUUAACACAUUUAGAAUGCCAUGGCGCAUUGCGUCGAUCAAUAUGUAAAUGAAUUCAAAUAACUUGUGGCAUUGCAAGUUUCAGUAAGCAGGUUGACAAAAAUCUACAAUUUAUAUUUUUAACUUUUACAAAUUAACAUAAUAACCGGAAGUAAAUAAAUACAUAUCUUAAAAAGA
Messenger RNA from Cydia strobilella, 1276 nucleotides. RefSeq lists its product as uncharacterized. The record is from RefSeq and is a predicted model, not a curated record. The coding region runs from base 88 to 978 and encodes 296 amino acids. Gene Ontology annotation, cellular component: mitochondrion. NCBI's taxonomy places the organism in Eukaryota, Metazoa, Arthropoda, Insecta, Lepidoptera, Tortricidae. The transcript has 4 exons.